AUGGCUGAGCCGAAUGGAGAGCGAAUCGAAGCAGAAGCAGCUCCAAUGAAGGAGGAUGAGAAGGAAGAGAAGCCUGAUCUAUUCGAGGAUAUACCUGAAGAUAUUAGGAAUGAUUCUAUCGACAGCGUCAAGACUCGCAGCAGAAUGAUUGAUAAUGAGAUUAGGAUGUUCAAAUCAGAGCAGCUUCGUCUCAGUCAUGAUAUGAGAGCUUUAGAGGAGAAGAUUCGUGGCAAUCAAGAAAAGAUUAGGCAGAACAAAGUGUUACCCUAUUUGGUUGGAAACGUCGUUGAAAUCCUUGAAGUUGAUCCUGAAGGCGAAGACGACGGCGCUGCUCAAGAUCAGGACUCAAUGCGUAAAGGCAAAUGUGCUGUGAUCAAGACUAGCACUAGACAGACAGUCUUCCUUCCUCUCAUUGGUCUCGUCAAGGCUGACGAUUUGAAGCCUGGUGAUUUGAUUGGUGUUAAUAAGGACUCGUACUUGAUUCUCGACACUCUCCCACCUGAAUUUGACUCUCGUGUCAAGGCUAUGGAAGUUGACGAGAGGCCGACUGAGAAUUACACUGAUAUUGGUGGAUUGGAGAAACAAAUCGAAGAACUCGUUGAAGCUGUCGUCAUGCCAAUGAAACAGGCUGAUAAGUUUGUCAGACUCGGUAUCAAGCCACCAAAAGGUGCGCUUAUGUAUGGACCACCUGGUACCGGUAAAACUAUGCUUGCUAGAGCUUGUGCGGCACAAACAAAUGCUUGCUAUUUGAAGCUUGCAGGACCAUCGCUUGUUCAGAUGUUCAUCGGUGAUGGUGCUAAAUUGGUCAGAGACGCAUUCGAAUUGGCCAAAGAGAAAGCACCUGCUAUCAUUUUCAUUGAUGAGUUAGAUGCUAUCGGUACUAAGCGUUUCGAUAGCGACAAAUCAGGUGACAGAGAGGUACAGAGAACAAUGUUAGAAUUACUCAAUCAAUUGGAUGGAUUCAGCUCAGACAACCGUAUAAAGGUGAUUGCAGCAACUAAUAGAAUAGAUAUUCUUGAUCCCGCCUUAUUGAGAUCGGGUAGAUUGGACAGAAAGAUUGAAUUCCCAUUACCAAAUGAAGCGGGUAGAGCACAGAUAUUGCAGAUACACUCGAGGAAGAUGAACGUUAGUCCAGAUGUCAACUUUGAGGAAUUAGCGAGAUCAACAGAUGAAUUCAACGGUGCACAGAUGAAGGCAGUAUGUGUGGAAGCAGGUAUGAUUGCUUUAAGGGAAGGCAGUGAGAUAAUUGAACAUGAGCAUUAUAACUCUGGUAUACUUGAAGUGCAAGCUAAGAAAAAGCAAGAGCAUUACUACUAUGCGUAG
Messenger RNA from Wallemia ichthyophaga EXF-994, 1323 nucleotides. RefSeq names its product 26S protease regulatory subunit 6A. Gene Ontology annotation, cellular component: proteasome regulatory particle, base subcomplex. Gene Ontology annotation, molecular function: ATP binding; ATP hydrolysis activity; proteasome-activating activity. Gene Ontology annotation, biological process: proteasome-mediated ubiquitin-dependent protein catabolic process. The record is from RefSeq and is a predicted model, not a curated record. NCBI's taxonomy places the organism in Eukaryota, Fungi, Basidiomycota, Wallemiomycetes, Wallemiales, Wallemiaceae. Bases 1 to 1323 code for a protein of 440 amino acids. The transcript is spliced from 5 exons.